CUUAUAGAGGAAUGACAUUUGUCAAAGUCAGCAAAAAAAUUGCUAACCUACUCCUGCUUGAUUGAGAAAUUUAUCAAAUAAAUGGAAAUAUUUUGCACCAAAUCAAGCAUCCGCAUUUAACGCGUGGUUAAGUAAAUUCCUGAAGAUAAUCUAUGCGGUAAAUGCUGGCUUUCUAAAACUCUGAACAAGGUAGUUUUUUGGGUAGUGCGCGCCGGUGAAACUGAUCAUGGCGAAUCCGUCGUCAGGCGUUGUUGUUCCUCGGAACUUUCGUCUUCUAGAAGAGCUUGAGCAAGGCCAAAAGGGAGUGGGUGAUGGCACUAUAUCAUGGGGCCUUGAGAGUGAUGAUGAUAUGACCCUUACUCAUUGGACUGGGAUGAUAAUUGGACCUCCCAGGACUCCAUAUGAAAAUAGGAUGUAUUCUCUUAAAGUUGAAUGUGGCACUAGAUACCCGGAUGAGCCUCCUACUGCUCGAUUUAUCUCUAGGAUCAACAUGAACUGUGUGAACAGUCAGACUGGGCUUGUGGAUAACAGGCAAGUCCCGAUCCUUGCGCGAUGGCAGCGUGACUACACGAUCAAGACAGUUCUGCAGGAACUGAGACGUCUCAUGACACUCAAGGAGAAUAUGAAGCUUUCGCAGCCGCCAGAGGGAAGCACUUUCUAGUUCCUCUCUCAAUAUACAUGUCUCAGUACACCCCAAUCUAUUCACUCUGAUCCACUGCUUGCAAUACCUAGUACAAUCAACUGCUAAGUUGGUAUUGUAAUUAAUUUAAAUAUAUAUAUUGUCUAAACUAUCUCAACUAUUGUACUGUUUUAGUUAAGAAUACUUUUCUGUCUCCAAACUUACUGACUUGUUUCGUGAUGCAUUUAUUAACUCAGUCUGCUCUAUGGUAAAUAUUAUUUUAUAAUUUCACGAUAGAUUGGGUGAAUUGUAACUUGUAAGAAUCAUUUAUAAACGGCUCUUGGUACCCACUUAGAGGGUAACACCCAUUUAUUUAUCAUAUUACCUAAAAAUUAUUGUGGCCUUUGAGAAAGUUAAACUUGCUUUUGGUAUAAUUAAGGCUAGCUCUACCACCAUCUUGAUUUAGGUAAGUGAUCCUGUGCCCAUACUAGUUAACAACUGCAUUUAUAUCUGCAUACUUGCACUUAUGCAGACAAAGACCUAAGUUCAAGUUGUUUAUGAUUAUGGGCAUAUUUAUUUUUAAACUAUUAUCAUUAUCACUCUGAAUUUAUGGGUUGAAAUUCUCAUUUCUAUGAAAUUUCAAUUGAUUAACAUUAUACUGAAUUUAUGUGAGAGAAAAUUGCUUAAUUUUUCUUAUAGUUUAACAUGAUCAAGUGUAAAAUAUUUUAGGAAAUUUUUAUUUCUUAGGCACAUAAGAUAAAGUACUACUGGUUCUUUAUAGAGCUUUGCAUCAUAUUUGAAUGUUUGUCUGAAACACGAACAAUGCAUAUAAUGCAACAGGCGAGAGCCAGGCGGCUCGAGCGCCUGCCGCCCGCGCCACUCACUCCACAUACUUUAGCUCCCAUUAUCCACUAUGCGUGAAUUAUUGUUACAAACCAAAUGCUAAGUCAAAUUGUUUCAUAGCAUUAAUAUUUUUACCAAUGUAUAACUAGCAAAGGUAAAUAAAUCAAAUAAUACUGUCGUA
Molecule: messenger RNA, 1643 nt
Organism: Pectinophora gossypiella (pink bollworm)
Lineage: Eukaryota; Metazoa; Arthropoda; Insecta; Lepidoptera; Gelechiidae
Gene: Uev1A
Product: ubiquitin-conjugating enzyme E2 variant 2
Exons: 4
Coding region: 227-661 (144 amino acids)
Biological process (GO): DNA damage tolerance; protein K63-linked ubiquitination
Cellular component (GO): nucleus
Source: RefSeq, a predicted model, not a curated record